Messenger RNA from Sus scrofa (pig), 5105 nucleotides. RefSeq names its product microtubule associated protein RP/EB family member 2 (gene MAPRE2). Gene Ontology annotation, molecular function: microtubule binding. The record is from RefSeq and is a predicted model, not a curated record. NCBI's taxonomy places the organism in Eukaryota, Metazoa, Chordata, Mammalia, Artiodactyla, Suidae.
GGUCAGGGCUGAGCUGGCCAGGACAGGGACACGGCGCUGGUGAAAGAGGGGGUCUUGAGAGUGGGCGCCCGCAGCGCGCGGACCUGGCGGCGCCAGAGUUGGGGCCCCGGAACUGGGAACUGGGGGCGCUGGCAGGGGCUGCGAGCUUCGGGACGGAUCAGGAAGUGCGGCGCAUCGGAGCCCGCCGGCUGGGGAUCAAACCUUGGACCUCUGCCGCGCGCCCCGGGCUUCUCCUCCAGCCUCACCUCUACCCACUUGGACUCCGGCUCCGGCUUGUGCUCCCGGCGCCCGGGACGCUGAAGCCGGCUGGGGUGGAAAGAAAGCAGAUUAUUCUGAGCUGAAGUGGUUCUUCUUCAGGGAGCACCCUGAGUGCAGGGAGAGGGCUACUUAGCGACUCCCCACUCUUGUUUCCGUAAGAAAAUCUUCAACCCACCCUUAGAAGGGCUGGACAGUGACCAGAUAUUUCAUAAAGGGCAUGCAGGAGGGGUGGGCACAGAAAAGACCCUCCCCUCCGAACCAGGAGCUCUCGGUAAUGCAGACUUAUCAGACCUCGAAAGGGCCAGUAGAGUUGGUCAUCCCUUGAAUCACUUUGCCAGUUCCGUACCGAGGGCCGCCCAGUCAGGGGGCAGAGCUGUAACCUCGGUGGCAGGGGCGCUGCAGCCAUUUGAUCGGGAGGAGCCUUUGUCUUAACCCCCAGCCCCCUUCUGUUAAGUCCUCGGCCGGGUCAGUAGCGCGUGGAGUAAUUAAUAUUCUGAACAUUAGCCGUCCCUUCACGCCAGCACCAGCCAACACUGCUGUCCCCUCCUGCGGGCUUUCUUCAGCACUUGCGCACGUCCUCUCCUAGGCCAAAAACAUGGAACGUGGUCCAGAGCCUCCAGGCAAGAGGAGGUCACUAGACGCACUAUAGCGCAGUCGCGUAAAAUCAAGGGUUAAGUGUUCAAACCUGCACCCGCCCGCCCGCGAGGAGACGGAAGAACUUUCUUGAUUAGCAUAGUAUCUGCCCUGGGGCCGCAUUGCCAGGCGGCAGCUUGGUCCCAGCGAGGUGAAGCGUGCAAUUCUGUCUCGAUUGAGCUUUGACACAGCAGCUUUGACACAGCAGCACCUGCUUCAGUCUGAAGGUCCUGAGCCUUACAGAUUUGCCGAAGGAGACACUGUGGAAUGAAACAGAACAGAGAUCAAAAGUAUCCCAUUUCUCAGAGGAAUAUUUCAUCUCGACAGCCAGGGAGAGAGCCUGGAUGCUCGAGCUGGGGAAUGGCGGUCAAUGUGUAUUCUACCUCGAUAACCCAAGAGACUAUGAGCAGACAUGACAUCAUUGCAUGGGUUAAUGACAUAGUAUCUUUAAACUACACGAAGGUGGAGCAGCUUUGUUCAGGAGCAGCCUACUGCCAGUUCAUGGACAUGCUGUUUCCAGGCUGCAUUAGUUUGAAGAAAGUAAAAUUUCAAGCAAAGCUGGAGCAUGAGUAUAUUCACAAUUUCAAACUUCUGCAAGCAUCAUUUAAGCGCAUGAAUGUUGAUAAGGUGAUUCCAGUGGAGAAGCUAGUGAAAGGGCGUUUCCAGGACAACCUGGAUUUUAUUCAGUGGUUUAAGAAAUUCUAUGAUGCUAACUAUGAUGGGAAGGAGUAUGAUCCCGUAGAAGCACGACAAGGGCAAGAUGCAAUUCCUCCUCCUGACCCUGGCGAACAGAUCUUCAACCUGCCCAAGAAGUCUCACCAUGCAAACUCCCCUACUGCAGGUGCAGCUAAAUCAAGUCCGGCAUCUAAACCAGGAUCCACACCUUCUCGUCCCUCAUCAGCCAAAAGGGCUUCGUCUAGCAGCUCAGCAUCCAAAUCUGAUAAAGAUUUAGAAACACAAGUCAUACAGCUUAAUGAACAGGUACAUUCGUUAAAACUUGCCCUUGAAGGCGUGGAAAAGGAAAGGGAUUUCUACUUUGGAAAGUUGAGAGAGAUUGAGCUGCUCUGCCAGGAGCACGGGCAGGAAAACGAUGACCUCGUGCAACGACUAAUGGAAGUCCUGUAUGCUUCGGAAGAACACGAGGGCCACCCGGAGGAGCCGGAAGCAGAGGAACAAGUCCACGAACAGCAGCCCCCGCAGCAGGAAGAGUACUGAACCGUCUCGGCAGCUCUCCACACUUCCGUUUUGGUGGGAACUUUUCUUCUGGAGAAUUGGAACACGUGUGGCCUCAAGCUCAUCAGAAACCAAUUGUUCCCAGUCUGCUGUUCCAUCGACGCGCCAGCGCCCGCGCCAGCCACCGCGCUCAGUUCCCAUUUCCUUUGCCAAGACACACUAGCAGCGGCCGUGGGCGGCCUCCCUGAGACAUCACGGGGUCACAUACCUUCAACUUCACCACUUGGCUGCUUGAGAUUGGUUCUGUUCUUUGCGUUUCUUUCCAGAACAACUCUCCCCACCCCCGCCACCACCCCCACCACCCCCUUUUUAUCCUGGUGUGAAACAUUGGUAAUUUGAUAUAUGGUAUUUAUAUUGGCAUUUCUCAACCCAGUGUCACUAGAUGUCACACACAUUUGUGGUGCUUUGAUGUUUGCAAGUCUAACCUCUGAACAUAAAUUUGGUCAAAUAAUAAAUUGGAACAAAGGGAAAGAGAUACUUGAUAUGAAAGCCAUAAUGACAGUGACUUGUUUCAUGGGGAAAAACACAAAGUCAGUUUCUCCCUCUACUCACAAAAAGGGAAAAAAAAAAGGAAUCGAAACUAGGACUUCAGGGCCCGGCAGUGUCCACACAUCAGCAUGUUAGACAACCACACAUUUUGUUGUUAGGUUUGAAAGACACUCACUCAAGAAAAACACCAUCUCCACUUGGCCCUCUAACUGCCUGCCCUUUCUGUCCCCUCCCCCACCCAGGUUCUCAUGCUAUUUUCUUUCUCAGGGUCUCUUUGGUGGGCAGCCAUUCUUCCAAAAGCUGUCAUCAGUUGUCUGCAGUUAGAGGGGGUCUGCAUGGGCACAGGUCCUGCCACCUCCUUGUGUGGGUUUCAGCCCAAAUCCUGCCAUCCACACUGGGAGAUUCCUACCAAGAAUGACUUCAGGGUGUGCAGCCCCGAGCAGCAGGGCUGUGCAUCGAGCCGCACACCUGCUGGAAGGCUAGAAGUGAAGACCUUACGAAUAGGAGCCUAAGCCCAAGGGAGAAUCCUGGUUCUAAAGUCUGGUAUUGACACUGGAAUGACAGCACAGAAAAAUCUCUCACUCCCAAUGCCUUCUGAAAUAAGGAAUUACCCUUUUUAAUACCAUGGCCCUCCUAGUCAUUGACCUUUGCUAAACCGUGGCAAGUCAUAAAUAGAGGAAUCAAUGAAUUAAAAGCAUUCCUUAUUUUUUUUAACUAAUAUUUGCACAUUUUCUUAGUAUCUUUCCAAAUCUUCGCCUCUUUUUUUCCCCUUUGACAGAAGGUUUCCCUUCCUGGAUCAUUCAUUUCACUUGGUUUCUAACUUUAGGUUUUCUUUCACUUGUUAUUUGACUUAGCAGGUGCAACAAAAACAAAGUGUGCCCACCCCACUUUCCUCUUAACUGAAAAGCUUAAAAUAAAUUUCUGAAUUAUGUAUCAUAAAGCUUUGACAUUUCUUUAUUAACUGAUGAAAUACUAGUUCUGAAGUCUAGCAUUGAAGCUUUCCACCAAAAGAAGUCUUCUCAAUAUAAGUUUUUUGCGGCAAAGUGGUAUUUAUUGAGUUACAUGUGAAAGAGACUGCUUGUAUUUUUGAGGUUAUUACAAACACACUGUGCAGAAUUGGACAGAUGUUCCGUGGUGUUUGGUUUCCCUUUCUUCUCUCUCCUGCUUGCUCUGUGCUACAGCGGCAGCUUGUUUCUCUCAGGCUGGAAAGCCUGGCUCUCCGCAGUGACAUCCUCCCACACCUGGUUGCAGGGAGUGGUCGUGGCUAUAUGCAGCAUCAUGCUUAAGAGUGUGUUUCCCCCAAGCCUGCUGCACUCACUGAGUUUCCAUCUUUAUACAUUGCUCUUGUUAAGAGGUACAAUAAAUAAUUCCAUGCAGGUGAUCCUUCUAAUGGUUCCCAAGCAGUUCUUUGCUGGCCCCGUACAUGUCAGUAACACCUAGUGCCAGGUGGAUCUUGACCCGCAAUUCCCAUCAUGUGGUGCACGUGGUUACUGCGUAAUGUGCAUAAGCCUUACCAGUGACACUCAGCCACUCCGUUCCUCCACCAGAUCCCCAACUUUCUCGGCUAUAAACAUACUGGCCAGAUAUCUUGCAGAAUUAACCCUCCCCAGUCAUCAUACUCUCUUCUCCUUCCUGGAAUCUGGGGCAGACUAUUCGUUUCCCUAGAAAAGCUAGAUAUUUCUCUUCCUGUUCCCAUCUGAAACCUCUCCCAUUGUGCUUCACCACGCGGGACACACUGAUGCUCGGGGGAAUCUCUGACAGCUAAGCUUCUCAGUCCUCUUGGGCUGCACCCCAGCUUCUGUGCAGACCACCUCUCAUUUCCCAGGGCUGCUCCUUUCUCCCUGAUGGCUACACCCCAUCUCUCAUCUCGACAUCCAGCACGCGCUUUCCCCAUGCCCCCGCCCCCAUCCCAUGUUGUCGUGCUGGGCCAAGAAGCAUCCCUUGAUGUGUGCUCUGCUCUGCCCUUCAGAAGCCGAACUUCAGUCUUAGUGUCCCUUCCCACCCGCCACGGCUGGUUAUAGCACUUCCACUGCUUGUAUCAGGUAGGAAGUGAUUGAAGCAGGGGGUAAAGAGAGCUCGUCGUCUUUCUAAGCAGAAAAGCAGAAAAAGACAAGACAUACCCUGUUGACCUGAGAGAAGUAAACUCCAGAAGGGAACCAAGAACUCCUCUCUUCCCUGGUGAGUAUUUCCAUUAUUCCGUUAAGGUUUAAUAUGCAUUCAGAUUACUUUUACUAAAUAGUACACCAUAAAGCUUUUGUUAUAUAUUAAAUGUAAACUGAGAGGAAUGUAAACUUAUGUAUUGUUAAUUAUAAAUAUAGAUAAGUAAUGACAUAAUAGAUGAAAAAGUCUUAUUCAGAUGUAUCGCAUUCAUUUUACAUUACCCACCCCUUGUCGCAUGGUAGAAUAGUUUUUUUUGUCUCUGAAUAUGUGAAUAACUUGACUUGCGUUUAUCUUUUUACAUAUUUAAUAAAAAAAGUAUAUGUUAAAAUCGA